Bombus impatiens (common eastern bumble bee) is the source of this 2008-nucleotide messenger RNA. RefSeq names its product glutamate-gated chloride channel (gene GluClalpha). The record is from RefSeq and is a predicted model, not a curated record. Gene Ontology annotation, cellular component: neuron projection; membrane; synapse. The transcript is spliced from 12 exons. Gene Ontology annotation, biological process: regulation of membrane potential; chloride transmembrane transport; nervous system process. Lineage: Eukaryota; Metazoa; Arthropoda; Insecta; Hymenoptera; Apidae. Gene Ontology annotation, molecular function: transmembrane signaling receptor activity; neurotransmitter receptor activity; chloride channel activity. Bases 492 to 1886 code for a protein of 464 amino acids.
UCUCUGUUAAAAGCUUCCAACAUAGUAUCGUAAUUCCUGUCCGACGGUCGUUUAUCAUGUUUACAGCUACACGUACAUAUGUCUGUAUAGCUUGGCUUCGCUUUAAAUAGGCAAAUUUCAUCGCGUCUAUCUUCUGGAAAUUAUAUGAUUUUUACUUGCUCCACCGGGAUAUAAUAAAUUUUAGCGUGCUCAUAGAACUAAAUUACGGAUAUUUAUAAAUAUAAUAAUAUAUUCAUGACUCUGCGUAUUUGUGGGACACAGCUGAUAACCCGUUGAUGUAUACUUUUAUUGCGCGUGAACCGUGUUCGAACCGAUGCAUAUAUUAAAUUUUGUUGAAUAUUUUAAGACGAAGUUAAUUUAAAAUUCUCGUUAAAACCGAGCUCAAAACAUUCCCGAUUAAGUUUAGACGAGGUAAUUAGAAGCCAAACUAGACAGUCGCAUUUACAGAAAAUUUCCCAAUUCCGGUAUUAGAAUAGACAUACGCUGCCGCAAUGUGGCCUGGAGUAUUGAAGUUAUUGGUGUUACUAACAUUCUUGCUACAUCUAUCAAGAUGUGCGCAGAUGCAGAAAAAGGUGGUGAAUUUCCGGGAAAAGGAGAAGGAAGUGUUAGACGACAUUCUAGGACCAGGACGGUACGACGCGCGUAUCCGGCCCAGUGGAGAAAAUGGAACAGAUGGGCCGGCCAUUGUCCGGGUAAACCUGUUUGUGCGAAGCAUUGCGACAAUUAGUGACAUCAAGAUGGAGUACUCUGUACAGUUAACAUUCCGGGAACAAUGGCUGGAUGAACGAUUAAGAUUUAGUGAUUUUAAAGGUCGUCUAAAAUAUUUGACAUUGACGGAUGCAAGUCGCGUUUGGAUGCCAGAUCUGUUCUUUUCGAACGAGAAAGAAGGACAUUUUCACAACAUUAUUAUGCCGAAUGUGUACAUUCGUAUUUUUCCCAAUGGUUUCGUUCUAUACAGUAUACGAAUAUCCCUAACAUUAUCAUGCCCGAUGAAUUUAAAAUUAUACCCCUUGGAUCGACAAGUUUGCUCGUUGCGUAUGGCAAGUUAUGGUUGGACAACCGAUGAUUUGGUUUUCCUGUGGAAAGAAGGAGAUCCUGUCCAAGUUGUUAAAAACCUACACCUGCCUCGGUUCACGUUGGAGAAAUUUUAUACCGAUUAUUGUAAUAGCAAGACGAAUACUGGAGAAUACAGCUGCCUGAAAGUUGACUUGCUGUUCAAGAGAGAAUUCAGUUACUAUCUUAUUCAAAUCUACAUCCCCUGCUGUAUGCUUGUAAUUGUAUCCUGGGUAUCGUUCUGGCUCGAUCAAAGUGCUGUACCAGCUCGAGUUUCACUUGGUGUUACUACCUUGUUGACGAUGGCUACGCAGACGUCAGGAAUAAAUGCCUCACUGCCACCGGUCUCUUAUACAAAGGCUAUCGAUAUUUGGACAGGCGUAUGCUUGACUUUCGUAUUCGGCGCUCUCCUCGAAUUUGCCCUAGUAAAUUACGCGUCGCGGAGCGAUAUGCACAGCGAUAACAUAGAGAAAAAGUAUCCACCGUCUGAAACCGAACAAUCCACGUCGAUGGAUUUACCCUCUGAUCAAGUCGAACCAGAUAAUUCGUCAAAUUUCGCUAUGACCGGAUAUGAUGGACCACUUCAACAUUCUCUACAGAAACCUCUGGUUCGACAACCGGAGGACACUAUGUCGAUGGAUAGGAUGGAGCACUGCGAAUUACAUAUGCAACCACGAAAAAAAAACUGCUGCAGGUCGUGGCUGUCCAAGUUCCCGACGAGGUCCAAGCGCAUCGACGUCAUCUCACGGAUCUUCUUCCCCAUCGUAUUCGCUUUCUUCAAUCUCGCGUACUGGUCCGCGUACCUGUUUCGGAAGGAAGAGCAAGACGAGUAAAUGUCGACGAGGAAGCGCUCGGAUCAAGGGACGUGGCUCGCGGCCAUUCCCAGUAUACUUACACCACAACCACCACCACCACCGGUAAACCUUAUCAUCGUUCGCGUUCUCGUCGACUACAU